This is a messenger RNA of Trichomycterus rosablanca, 5450 nucleotides long. It is a transcript of the gene osbp2b, whose product is annotated as oxysterol binding protein 2b. NCBI's taxonomy places the organism in Eukaryota, Metazoa, Chordata, Actinopteri, Siluriformes, Trichomycteridae. The transcript is spliced from 14 exons. The coding region runs from base 89 to 2365 and encodes 758 amino acids. Gene Ontology annotation, molecular function: cholesterol binding. Gene Ontology annotation, cellular component: plasma membrane; perinuclear endoplasmic reticulum; cytosol. The record is from RefSeq and is a predicted model, not a curated record.
CAGCGGCCGCUCCCCUGCAGCGUCCAGCCUAGAAGAUACCUCGAUACCCGGCUGCGUAAACAGAGGGGCGAACCGGACCGGACCGAGGAUGAGCGAACUGGUCAAGAAUUCUGCGUCCACGUCUGCAAACGCGACCCCGGCCCCGGGUUCGGAUACCUACAAGGGCUGGCUUUUUAAAUGGACUAACUAUCUGAAAGGCUACCAACGGAGAUGGUUCGUCCUCAGCAACGGACUGUUGUCAUAUUACAGGACCCAGGCGGAGAUGGCGCACACGUGCCGCGGCACCAUCAACCUGGCCACGGCUCACAUCGACACCGAGGACGCGUGUAACAUCGUGCUGAACAGCGGCGGGCGCACCUACCACCUGAAAGCCGGCACCGAAGUGGAGAGGCAGAAAUGGGUGACGGCGCUGGAGCUGGCCAAAGCCAAAGCCAUCCGAAUGAUGAACGAGCAGUCUGAUGACUCCGGCGAGGAAGAGCCCACGUCACGCUCGGACCGCAGCGAACUGCAGGGGGCUCUGAAGACCUUGGCGAGUAAGCUUGACGAUCUGUGUACGUGUAACGAUCUGAUCGCUAAACACGGAGCGGCGCUGCAGCGUUCUCUCAGCGAGCUCGAGGCCCUGCGGAUCCCCGUCGAGGGCAACGAGAAGAUCAAGGCCGUCAACGAGAGAGCCACUCUGUUCCGCAUCACCUCCAAUGCUAUGAUCAAUGCAUGCCGGGAUUUUUUGGAGUUGGCUGAAAGCCACAGUCGAAGAUGGCAGCGCGUCCUGCAGCAUGAGCGAGAGCAGCGUACCCACCUGGAGGAGACGAUAGAGCAGCUGGCAAAGCAGCACAACAGUCUGGAAAGAGCGUGGAGAGAGGCGCCGACACACACGUCCAACACCCCCGAUACCACCUCCACACACACCGGAGUGAGUGAGAGGACCCGGAAAGAGGAAGCGAGUGAUGAUGAGGAUACAGAAUUUUUUGAUGCCAUGGAGGAUUCACCUGCAUUUAUCACAGUGAAUGCCACAGAUGCCUCUCAGCACAGGCGCUCUCAGAGUAAUUUAAGUGGUGCCAGCAGUGGGAACACCGGUGACUGGAACCUGGAGGAUCAUACCUCUCCAAGCUGUAACGAUUUGGCGGGGAGAGAGGUACAGAUGCGCAGAAGAAGGCGAACCCGAAUCUCAGACAAACCCAACUACUCCCUGAACCUUUGGAGUAUUAUGAAGAACUGCAUUGGCAAAGAGCUCUCCAAAAUUCCCAUGCCUGUGAAUUUUAAUGAGCCCUUGUCCAUGCUGCAGCGUUUGACGGAGGAUCUGGAGUACAGCGAGCUGUUAGAUAAAGCUGCUCGCUGUGAGAAUUCUCUGGAACAGAUGUGUUUGGUGGCCGCUUUCUCUGUCUCGUCCUAUUCCACCACUGUUCACCGCACAGCUAAACCGUUCAACCCCCUGCUGGGAGAAACAUACGAGCUUGACCGGAUUGAAGAAUACGGCUACCGCUCCCUCUGCGAGCAGGUCAGUCAUCAUCCUCCAGCUGCUGCCCAUCAUGUCAUAUCACAGCGAGGCUGGACUCUGUGGCAGGAAAUCACCAUCGCCAGCAAGUUUCGGGGCAAAUACCUGUCCAUCAUGCCACUGGGUGACAUUCACCUGCAGUUCCAUGCGAGUGGGAACCACUACGUGUGGCGUAAAGUGACCUCCACCGUCCACAACAUUAUUGUGGGCAAAUUGUGGAUCGACCAAUCAGGGGACAUAGACAUCGUGAAUCACAAAACCAAAGAGACGUGUCAACUUAAAUUCUCUCCGUAUAGCUACUUUUCACGGGAAGUUCCACGCAAGGUGACAGGUGUGGUGUCCGACUGUGACGGACAGGCGCACUACAUCCUGUCAGGAACGUGGGAUGACCGAAUGGAGAGCGCCAAGAUCGUGCAGAGCAGCCGGGGCAGCAGCAGCACCGAGGGCAAACAGAAAACCGUCUACCAAACACUCACGCCCCGCCUGCUGUGGAAGAAGUACCCACUCCCAGAUAAUGCCGAGAACAUGUACUGCUUUUCAUCUCUGGCUCUCACCCUGAACGAAGAGGAGGACGGGGUCAGUCUGACGGACAGCCGUCUGCGGCCGGACCAGCGGCUGAUGGAGGAGGGACGGUGGGACGAGGCCAACACGGAGAAACAAAGGCUGGAGGAGAAACAGAGAGCCGUGAGGAGGAGGAGGGAGGCCGAAGCGUCCGACGCCAUCAAUGAAGGUCAUGAGUACGAGGGUUACCAGCCGCUCUGGUUCCAUCAGAGGACAGACCCACUGACUGGCGAGACCAACUUUGUGUAUAAAGGGGGUUACUGGGAGGCCAAAGAGAGGCAGGACUGGAGUAUGUGCUCAGAUAUCUACUGAAAAAUGAGAACAGGGGCUGAGGACACCCCUACACACUCAGGCAGGGACACAGUGCUGCCUCAGGAGGAUACAGCCGCCAGGGUUGUGUGGAACUGAGUGUGUCAGCACCCGUCACACAUGCUCUCUUGCCUAAAUGCUAAGGUUGUAUCUGUAAGUGUGUGUGUGUGUGUGUAGGCACACGUGUAGAUGGGGCAACUGUAAACUCUAUUUAAAGUGUCCCACAAUUCUUCCAAAGCAAAUCAGGUGCCGUUUCUUCAGAAACGCCCUUUAUAGUGCACUCACCAUCUCUCCAGCCAGCCAGCACCCAGGCUUCUACAAAGAAAUGUCCCCACCCCUCGCUCACUUCAUUCAUCCAUACUGGAAGAGAACCUGAAGGAAGAAAGUGAUCUGAUAUUACUUCAGUCAGUCUUAUGUAGGAUUUAGAAUGUGCACCUUUAUAUCAUUUGCAUAUCCUUAGGAAGACGAACUCUCAUUGGAUAACCUCGUUAUAACCUUCAAAACUGCAUAAAGAGCAGAUUUUUUCAUGAUCUACUUCAACUGUAAUGUGGGUAAGACCACAAACAAUCUUGUACUUUGUACUUUAAUAUGUUUCCUGGUACUAAGAACAAAAACAAAAAUGCAUUUAUUGGGAACUCAUAUAUAAUGGACGUCCUGGUACAGCAGUUAAAUUAAUUCAUUCAUUUAUUCUCUAUCACAGUUUUAUCCUGUUCAGGGUCGUGGUGGGUCUGAUUCAUUAAACAGGUUGCCAGUCCAUCACAGGGCAGACACACACAUAUACACACACACACACACACACACACACACAUUUACACACACUCACACUUAGGUCAGUUUUAGUAGCUCCAAUUAGCCUGACUGCAUAUCUCUGGACUUGUGGGACUUGUGUGGGGCGUCUAUACAGACAUGAUUGGCUAUGUUUGGUGGGCAGGAUGCCAAACUGCCCAGCCCUUGGCAGAUUAAGUGCACUCUCAAGCCCCGGAUAAAAUAAGGAGGGUUGAGUCAGGAAGAAAAACUGUGCCAAAUCAGAUAUGCAGAUCUGAAUGAUUCGCUGAGGCGACCCCUAAGUACAAAAGCAAAAUAAAUACAUACAAAAAUAAAUAACUUUACUGCAGAUUGUAUGAAAGGAUUCAUCAAAAUGUUUUACAUAAACCUUGAAUAACUUAAAUUACAAUAUGAGAUUUUUUUGUAUAAACAUUUUUGCGGCUCUUUCCAUGGUACCGGGUAUUGUUGUUGAAGUUGUUGUUGUUGUUAGUCACAACCAUCACUGAUUCUCCUAAGAUUGGGCAUGGAUUGCAGAAGUAAAGGCCACAAUACAAAUUAGGUAAAUGGAUAUGACUAGACUGUGAGAAAAUAUGGAAAAUGUAAAAAUACCCACCUACCAUUAACACCUACUAGAUUGUCUUGUUGCACAAGAAGCUUUAAGCAGGUAUUUAGUGUCCUAACUCUCCAUAAUUCAUAUUUUUACUAUAGGAUUCCUUUCUAACUUUAAAUCUCUGAAGUGCCGAGAGCAGCUUGUUGUUGCUUAGUGACACACUUUAUACAUAUAUUUUUUCAUUUAAAAUACUAUACUUCAGCACUGAGGUGGCACAGCAGUAAAUUAUGCUAGCCCACUACUGCUGGGAUCCAGUGUUCAAAUCCUGCAGCGACACUGACCAGAAUAAAGUGGUGGUAAGAAAUGAAAUGAAAAAUGAAAUUCUGUACUUCAAACUGAAAAAGAAAUUUCAUUAAUGUUGUCAGUCAGCCAAGAUGUGUUUGGUGUGUAAGGGGUUUCUUUUAAAUUGUUGGUCAUGUGACGGUUACCAGCCUGGCAGGGUGAAGGCUACCACAUAGAGACACGGAAAAUCAGCGGCUUAAUGCAACGUUACAGGGCAAUUAUGAGGGUUCUCUUCUGUAUAAUUAGGCUUACAGAAGACUGAGAUUGUGCUGAGAUCAGUGUUAUUUUGACCGUUUGGGAGAACAUGAAUGCCACCACUUCUACACAGAGAGCUGCACUAAUUACAAACCUUUGGACUCCUGGUCAUGGUUCUGUAUGGCAUUGCUAAGGUCCAAAAAGGUCAAAAGUCUACCUGAUUGAUUCAGUGUAAAACUAUGUUGUCAUUUACACCUGUUUAGCUUUCCAGUACAGUUGUGCCUUUAUAUUUCUGAAGGCUGAAGUACAGUAUAUGAGCCAGAAUAAUGACAAACUCUUCACCUGGCUGUUCUGAUUGUUUUUUAAACAGCUAGAUGAAUAAAACAGCAGGUUGCUUAAAAGCAUCAUCGUCACAUUAGACAUUACAUACAUGUUAUCAUUUCACUGAACAUCUCAAGGUCCAUACAAAAACUACCUGCACCUGUAUACACAUGUUGCCAAUGAUUGUGGCUGAACCACCUGACCUCAAUAACUAAUAGCGGUGUCCACAUACUUAGUAAGUCACCAAAAGAAAUUAAGUUGACCAGGGGUGUCCCAACUUUUCCAAAAGACUGGAUGUAAAAUACUGUCGGCUUUUAUUACCUCGUGGCUAAUUAGUGAAAGGUCAGACAUCAAAGCUGUUUUUGCUGAUUGAAUGAAUACUUUUGGAUGAACGGGAAAAUUGUGUACAUUAGAUUUCUCAUGAAUUGUCAUCAAAGUAGAAACUUUAUCUAGAAAAAUGAUUUCAGUCUCCGUGGAUCCACAGCGGAACAAUGUUCUGUUCAGUAUUGACAGACUGAAUGGAACCCUCUCAGUUUUUGUGUCUUAAACCCCACUGUGGAGUUCUGCAGGCUGGAGAAAAGGAAACUGUUUCCUCUCAUAUGUGAACUGUUUUUUUUUCUAAACACUGUUAAGAAUGUAGAAUUUAGAUGCCAGGUAUGAUUUUACCUGUUCGGACUCUGGUGUGUUUAUUUUUAAAUAAUGAACUAAAUAACCUGAACAACACUUACAAUAGGAUUAUAAUGAAAUUACGAGAAUCUAGUACAGAUGUGAUUUAAUGAAUCUAACAAGCGUAUACUGUAAAUUUGUCUUAUACUUCUAAAAUGAUUCAGCUAGGCAAAAUGUUUUAAUUUUUGACAAGCUUCUGUGAUUUGAUUUAAAAUUUUCUUAUUUUGUAUUAAAAGACAUUUGCUCACA